This is a messenger RNA of Drosophila obscura, 588 nucleotides long. RefSeq lists its product as uncharacterized. The record is from RefSeq and is a predicted model, not a curated record. NCBI's taxonomy places the organism in Eukaryota, Metazoa, Arthropoda, Insecta, Diptera, Drosophilidae. The transcript is spliced from 3 exons. Bases 136 to 483 code for a protein of 115 amino acids.
AGUAUGUACUUAUUCCAUAGCUGGAACACAUCGACAGCUGCUCAGAAAAUCGAAUUUUUUAGUCGAAUUUCCUGAAACACACAACCGAUCCGAUCCGAUACAACACUUUGGAGGCGAGUGAAGAAUCCAACAAUUAUGCCGCAAUCCACAGUAGUUUAUACAGUCCUUGCUUUAAUGCUGAUGCUGCACUGCGUCAAUGGUUUGUUCAAUUUUCAGAUAUUCGCCGACGACGCACAUCCAAAUAAAUGUGUGAUUGAUGGUAAGGCAGAUACUCGUUUGAUUCUCGACAGUGGCAAAUCGGAUAAACAUCCCGAUAAGUGCGUCCUGGUCGAAUGCCAUCAAAAUGGUUGGGCUCUGGUCUACGAAUGCAAAAGGGUUGCACCACCGACCAACUGCGAGUAUACCGAAGCUAAGAAUCCCAAUGCCCCAUAUCCCGACUGCUGUGAGAUGGAUGUAAUGUGCAAUGAUAUUGCCUGGGAUUGAGAUAUGUCGCUUUACCGUCUGAAUGUGUGUGUUUUCAAAUUUGUAAAUUUAAAUUUUUUGUUUUGUUUUUGGAAAAGAAGAAAUGUACAAAUAAAUAAAUUCUUA